AUGGUCGUGUACAUGUCCAUGUUGUACCAAGCACAAGAAUGGAGCAAUUACGUCAAUACUCUGCUGGUGUUGCUCGGCUUUGCGAUAUACCUCUAUAAGACAAAGUCAUCGGCUUACCUUAUUCCCAAAGCAGUCUACGAGUGGACCGGGUACACUUCGUCAUACUCUGGCCUCGGGAGCAAGAAUCUCAAUUAA
Molecule: messenger RNA, 195 nt
Organism: Babesia bigemina
Lineage: Eukaryota; Apicomplexa; Aconoidasida; Piroplasmida; Babesiidae
Exons: 2
Coding region: 1-195 (64 amino acids)
Source: RefSeq, a predicted model, not a curated record